AUGUCGAAGUACUGGGCGGUUGGGUGGUUUGCGGUGCCUUGCAUUAUCACUACGUUUGCGACGAGGUGGACAGUUGCGUCGCUGAUUGAUAAUGCAAAUUGGACAGAUAGUCCGUGGGAAGCUGUUGUUCUUGUGUCCACCGCUGCUGUUUCUUUCUCAAUAUUCACCGUCUUUGCAGUCGUGUCAGUGGCGAAGCAGGUGCAAUAUCACGCAGUUGCGAAGUUGCAGUCGUCAUUUAAGCCAUCAAGACACUGGGGGCAAGGGAUCCAGUUACGCUCUAUUAUUCACUGGCGCGCCGUGAUGAGUUGGAACGCAAUUUGCGCAGAACGAGAUACAGACGUCAUUUGGACCAGUUUUCCGGAUACGCACGUUUUUUUCACGUGCCAGAUACGAGCACCAAAGAAACUCCCGUUGAGAAUAAGAGACGUACAAACUCUGAUGACUGGUUAUACACUGUAUGUAGAACGAAAUAUUUAG
Messenger RNA from Parnassius mnemosyne (clouded apollo), 477 nucleotides. The record is from the annotation of a GenBank genome assembly. NCBI's taxonomy places the organism in Eukaryota, Metazoa, Arthropoda, Insecta, Lepidoptera, Papilionidae.